Messenger RNA from Prorocentrum cordatum, 1221 nucleotides. The record is from the annotation of a GenBank genome assembly. Lineage: Eukaryota; Dinophyceae; Prorocentrales; Prorocentraceae.
GCAGCCCCCUCGCUCGACCCAGACUUAUGUGGAGGCCCAGACGUUCCGCAGCUCCCGGCCGACAGCCUCGGGCAGUUCAUCGAUCGGUGCGCGGACCUCAACGCCGUCGGCCCUUCGAACGACAUGCGCCCUCCGACGCAGCAGCGGUGGGGGAAUUGGGUGCGCCGCCAACCCGACCUCGCGCCGCGCGAGACGGAGGGCCUGCUGGGCGACGACGCUGCCGCCCUGCAGCCAGCAGCGUCGGUUCUGCCUGACCGCGCCCCCGCCGAGGCGCCCUCUGCCCCCAGCGCAGGCGCUGAGGUCGCCACGGCGGCGCCCGCCGGAGCUUCGCAGCCAGCGCAGCUCGCCGCAGUGCGUGAGUUGGGCGACUGGGACAUGGAGCCCAACUCGGCGCCCGCCACUCAGGUCGCGGUCGAGGCGCGGGCGGGGCCGACGCCGUGCGGGCCGAGGGGGGCGCCUGCCGUCGCCCCCCAGGCCGCUGGGCAGGGCGCGGUCGAGGCGCUGGUGGGGCCGACGCCGUGCGGGCCAAGGGGGGCGCCCGCCGUCGCCCCCCAGGCCGCUGGGCAAGGCGCGGCGCCCACCGUCGUCGCGGAGGUCGGCGACUCCGUGCCCGCCGAGCAGCAGCAUUCGCAGAUGACUGAGAUGUUCGAGACGAAGUUCCAGGGCCAACAGAUGACUGCGCAGGAGCUGGCGAAGAGCGAGGAGGUCAUCGAUGAUACGGUCUUGGAGGCGCGCAACAAAUCAGGAUUCGAGGUCGCAGCUCGGAGCACCUUGGGGAGACGGCUCGUUCGCUGGCUGGCGGCCAACGGCAAGGGCGACGAAUGCGGGAAGCUCUCCAGGGCAGAGAAGGACAAGCGCAGGCGCGAGUUGGCUCAGGAGUCCUACGCGGAGCAGGUUACGAAGCGGUCCAGGAUCGCGAGGGACUCCGAGACGGACAUCAAGCUCUGCAAGAUGAUGAAUUCGGAUCAAUUAAUCCAGGCGGAGGGCGGACGCCGCAGCCCGACCGCAGUUCGCGGAGCCCAUGAGAUAGUUAAAUCGUGUUUGCAGCGCGGCAUCGGAUGGGUCAGCAUCGACCAAUACAGCAAGAGGAUCAUGUUUCGCCACGUCUCCCAAGAGACGCGCCAGGAGUCCUCCGACAUCUGGGAGAGGGCGACAGAGGAUUUCAAUCUGUCCAAGUCGGGGGUUUCGCCAGCGCUGAUCGAGGCGCACAAUAGGGCCAUC